Calliphora vicina (urban bluebottle blowfly) is the source of this 3648-nucleotide messenger RNA. RefSeq names its product Neurotrophin 1 (gene NT1). The transcript is spliced from 5 exons. The record is from RefSeq and is a predicted model, not a curated record. NCBI's taxonomy places the organism in Eukaryota, Metazoa, Arthropoda, Insecta, Diptera, Calliphoridae. Gene Ontology annotation, cellular component: extracellular region. Bases 1 to 3648 code for a protein of 1215 amino acids. Gene Ontology annotation, molecular function: Toll binding; growth factor activity. Gene Ontology annotation, biological process: central nervous system formation; innate immune response.
AUGAGAAUGGGUCAAUCACUGAGAUGCCUCUUCUGGGCCACACUCUACUGUGUUCUUUAUCUUGUUAGUGCCUCCGAUGAAGACUUAUUGGAUUUCGAUUUCACCGACCUCAAGGAAAUCGACUGGAACUAUGAAAAUGACAAUAGUAAGGAAUUAUUGCCCAAAGGUACCACAGAGGAGAAUUUAAUCACCUUUGAUGAUGACAAUGAUUUGUUGGAGGAAAAUCAAGUGCAUCCAUUCGAUUGGCGGGAAAAGGUUUUAAGAACAGCUUUGUCUAAGGCUUUAUCGAAUAAAGCAGUCAGACAAAAGUUUGUCGAAGUCAUGCCCAUUUUGAGAGUGUUAUCGAAACAGCAACGUUUGGCUUUGUCGGCCUUGAUAACUUCCCAAAUAAAUGCCAAAAAGGGCAAUGAACUUAAACUGGAUCAGGUGCGCAUGAUGUUUGGUGAUGAUAAAUCCUUAAUCUUGCCCAUAGUCUUUGAUAUUGCCAACCUGGUGCGUAAUUCCGCCAAGAAAUAUAUAGAAUUCGAUUAUAAUUUGGCAGAUUUUGGAGACUUUUCGAAAACGAAAAUCUCUUAUGAAAGAAGAAAUUUGGAAUUGUCGCCGGAAGAGUUGGCAGCAGAGGAAAAUAAUGAGGGUAUUGGCACUUUGCCAGCUACGGCUCAAAUGACUCAGGGCGUACAGCUGGAUGGUUUGGAAGAUUUUAUGUCCGAAGAAAUAUUGGAUCCUAAAGAAAUUAAUGAGGAAUUGGAAGAACUAAAAGAAUUGAGUUCUAAAAACGAUACCAACACAAAUUUAGAUAAUGUAAGUUUUAAUAUGGAAUCAGAAGAGGUGGAUGAUGAUGAUGACGUGACAGAUCCUUUGGAUAUAAAUCGGCAAUUGCAAAAAGAUGUGCCCACUUUUACAUUGUUGAAACUUAAUAAAACCCAAGAUAUGGAAAUAUCUACCACAGAGAAACCCACAGAAAAAACCUCUACUGCCUCCACAAUUACUAAAACCACACCUAAAAUUCCUUUAAGACGCAUACGCAGGUCUUUGAGAAAACCUAAGGAAUUUGUGCAUAAACUAGUGCGUUCGGUGCCUUUGACUUUAAGUGAAGAAGAUUUGCAAAGAGGUAAUGCUGGACGCACUUUGAAAUUAAACACCACAGCUUUUGCUUCACCCAAAGAAACGACUAUACGUGCUAAUACACCAUCCUCCUCUACUUACCCUUCAACGAGUACUACCAUCACUACUAGAGCACCCAUUAUAGUUACCCCGGAAUCAGUACAACAAGAAGAAGAACACUUUGAACCCUAUCAAUUGGUUGAGGAUAUGGCUUUUGCCAGCUUAAACGGUUCCGAAAUAUUUCUCGAUGCUGACGAUAACAAAAACAACGAUUUAAUAACUGAAGCAAAAUCCGAACCCGAUGAUGAAGUUUUACCCACACCCGAAGAAUUGAUAGCGGGACCACGUUAUCGUUUGUCGGGUAAUAAAUUGAUGACAAUGCGUUCGAAAGUAGUGCCCGCCAACCGUAAACGUAUUCAAGUACGAGCUAAACCGAAAAAAGGGUCUGCGGGUAAUGGAGUACCGGCCCCUAAGAAAUGUGAACGGUUUACUGCCUCAAUGUGUAUAAAAACUGACGAUUAUCCUAUUGACCAAAUUAUGGGCAGCAUUAGAAGACAUCGUAAUGCCAUGACCGCUCUAUUGGCAGAAUAUAGUGACAAAGCUUCCAAUGCAGUGGAUACAUCAGAGGAUUUUGACGAUUAUAUUUAUGGCCAAAAAAGACGUCAGGAUAAUGACAUACAAGGUGGCUUGUGUCAAAGUAUUGUCCGCUAUGCUAGACCCCAAAAGGCCCGUUCAGCUUCCGGUGAAUGGAAAUAUAUUGUAAAUACGGGACAACAUACCCAAACUUUACGUUUGGAAAAAUGCAUGAAUCCCCAAGAAAGUUGCAGUUAUUUAGCAGCCUCCUAUCGUUCCCACUGUGCCCAGGUCUAUAACUACCAUCGCCUACUGAGUUGGGAUAAGACACGUGGUCUGCAUGUCGAUAUUUUCAAAGUACCCACUUGUUGCUCCUGUCAAAUUGAUGGCUACAAACAACAAUUCCCCGCCUUAAGCUCACAGCCACAACAAGAAGACUUUACGCCCAUCUACAAGGGAGAGAUGUACCAACAAUACCAACAACAUCAGCAACAACAACUCGACUAUAAUGAUGAAGAGGAGGAAGAAGAUGAGGAAUCCGUCUAUGGCACACAAUUCCAGCAACAUAAACAUGACGCUAGUUUCGAUGCCAAUGAACUGAGCAGUAAUAGAGUUAAGAGUAAAGUUCCCAGUCCAACAGUGGGCUCGUAUCUAAGUCCCCCUGGUAGUGGGAAAUAUGAACAAACCUAUUUGUAUAAAUUUCCCAGAGACACAGCCACAACUAAAACUCAACAAUCUCCCUCAUUAUCCUCGUCGGCCUCGAAUAAACACUAUUCGCGAGAGGUACAACGUAGAAGACCGCACAAAAGUUAUGGCGGAGAUAGUAGAGCGGAUCUGGACUUUUCGCCCAGUGAACAGCAUGCAGAAAGAGAGGUAAACGAUUUUGGCACAGCUAAAGGCAAAGAUGAGAGUACUCAUCAAAAACGUAAAACUAUUUAUUCUGUUACCCAUACAGCUAGCACCGGCAGUAGCGGCAUUAGCGACAGCAGCACUACGGCCAUCCCAGCCAGCACCGGAACCAUUCGUGCCGUCACAACUACAGCCACAACACGACAUAGACGACCCACCCACGUUGAUACCAAUGCCCACCAAAAGCCAUCAAUUACAGCAACAGCUAACAUACCAACAACAACAACAGCAGCAGCUACAACAACAUUACCAUCAUCCCCUAUUGGGUCAGCAUCUCUACCGACCCACUAUUACACCCGUUCACGACAUGUCCUCAAAAACCAAUCCCGGCUACGCAUACCAUACACGAUCACGUCAGCCAACGCGGGAGCGGGAGGUGGUGGUGGCCAAAAGAACAUUGCAGCGCCUACGACAGAGUUCGGCCAAGACGUCACGACAACAACAACAGCAGCAACCUCAUCAUCAUCCUCAUCAACGCAGCCACCGGAUGUUUAUGCUGUAAAUCCGGAAAUUUUUAAAAAUCAUUAUAAAACCAAAUUUAAUCUAAACUACACUACAACUCCCACGCUCACCACUUCCGCCACCUCCACCUCCUCCACACAUCCCUCACCACCCAAACGUAUAAACUACAGUUAUCAUCCCAUAAUAGAUUUUUUCGAAUACAACCGACUGGUAACAAACUCUGCUAAAACCACUACUCCACCCCAAACAUCCAGGACAGCUACAGAAAACACCACUAAAUACUUAUCCUCCACUCAUUUGUAUCCCCAUAAAAUUCCCAAUAAAUCUGUUGCGGCCCAAACACCAGUUCAUCCCCCACAACAUGAUCAGCAACACAAGCAACAACAUAAAUAUCGGAUACAUCAAACUCAGCGUAGAAUUGGUUACGGUGCUGCUGCUGCUGCUGUUGCAGCUGCUACUGAUGGUGUUGGCACUAGUAGCAGUAGUAGUGGUGGUGUUGUUUUUAAUACUUCCCCACAAAAUACUAACCCUCAACUGAAUUCCGGCAAUAGUCCCGUGGAAACGGAUGUUUGGCAUCCGGUGAUUUUGCAAGAUUUUUAG